This is a messenger RNA of Linnemannia hyalina, 5265 nucleotides long. NCBI's taxonomy places the organism in Eukaryota, Fungi, Mortierellomycota, Mortierellomycetes, Mortierellales, Mortierellaceae. The record is from the annotation of a GenBank genome assembly.
AUGAACAACCAUCCUCUCGAUCGACAGGAUGCUCAUGUCCCUAACAAAGACAGCUCCGACACCAUUCAAACUCCUCUCAAGAAGCGCGAUAAGUUUCGCAAGUUUUUCGGCAUCCCCAAAUCCUUGGCCAAGGCCAAGGCCAAGUCUUCGACUCAGUCGUUGGACUCUCAAGAUCCCUCCCAGCAGUCAACCCAAUCAUUUGGUGCCUCUCAGGUUGACGACAAUCAGGAUAGCCCUUUGCCAUUGGCGCCAGAUGAGGAUUGGCUCCACAUGGAUACCUUCCCGGAGAAUAUCGCCAAACCCGCUGUCAAGACUUCAUUGCCAGGUCUCCAGGAGCGCAUUGAAAGGUCUGACCAAUUGCUCUACUGCAACAUGUUGCUUCGCCAGGAUUCAGUCAUCUCUUCGUCAUCUGAUGCAGGAGAAAAGAAGGCGACUGAUGAUCCCGCCAAUGCUCCGCAGGCGUCCACUCUCGACAAGGGUGAACAAACGUGGCUGACAGAGGUCAAUGGGGACCCAAUGAGGCAGCAUCGUAUGCAAUGGCUCGUUACCAAGAUGGUCGAGGCGUUCAUCACGGACGCCACUAAGGACUCGACCAAGGUUGCCGAGGUUGUCGCUCUUGGACCUGUUUUGCAUAGAGAGCCCUACCGCAAGUUGUUGUCAUCGUUCAUCUGUGACUUUGACGAUUCUCGCAUUCUAGACGUCAACCUGCUCCAAGGUCUUGUCCAGCUGGUCCAAUCUGCCUCGCCUGGGUUUCUCGUUUCUGAUGACUUGGUCAAGGUCCUCAGCCUCCUCAGGACCCAUUUGGAGGACACGCACCAGCACUCAUCUGAGCACCUUUGCCACCUCACACUGGCUGUCUCCAGGAUCCUCGAUGUCAUGGCUGAUCACAAGGUCCAGGAUUUGAACCGAGUCGUGGAGCACGAGCCAUUGUCCGCCAUUCUGUCAGGACUGAGGGACAGCUCUGAUCCCUAUUUGAUGUAUCAGGCUUGCUACGCCUUCCAAGCGCUUCAGUAUGUGCCUGAUGAUGAGACUGUUCUGCAGGCAGUAUUGAGGUACUCGACCGGAGUUGUGGAUGGCUUGGUCAAGAUCACAAGUGUACUCAAGUUGGAUUUGGGGUCGGUUCUAGAAGGACUGGAGAAGUUGCAAGGGGUAGCCGUCAGUGCGAUUGGAAUCGCCGCUACUGUAUAUGAAGGAGUGGGAUCGCUGCGCGAGAGCGGACGAGGGGUUAUGGAAAGUCUGAAAGAAGGUCUUGGGUCUGGACACAAGAAGCCAUGGUAUCCUGCCAUCCGCGCCGCUUAUACCUUUGUGCAAGCUGGCCAGUUGAAGGAUCUGAAACAACUGAUCUAUGAGGCACCCUGUCGCCAGGAUCCCCUGUUCCAGUGGGGUAUUUGCCAGCUGCUGGGUGAGAUUGCGGUCGACACUGCAUGGGCUAUUGCCAUACGCCAGCAAGCCAUUGACUUUCUUGGUCAUCUCUACAAGGAGGAUCAGGAAUGGGGCCAUGAUGAGAGCGUCAAGACAUGGAUGGUGACUAUCUUCGUCACGCUGGUAUCCACUCCUAACGAAGCCGUCAACAACCGUGCCAUUGCCUUGUUCCAGAAACUUGACUUGGUUAACACUCCCAGGACUCAGCGCCCUUACCCAUUGAGAUCCCACCUCCCGAUCCCUGACUCCUCCCCGAUCCUCGCCAAGGUCCAGAAGAUCCCUUACAUGGAGUACGAACUCUACAAGCUCCGAAUGCAGCGACUCGACGAUGCCAAACUGUCCAUCUACAUCUCUCCUAUGGCCAAGGCCAGCCUUCAAGUUCAGGACAACGAGGCGUUCCCACUCAUGGAUAAGAUGCAGGAAUUCCUGGCCAGUGACCGGCAGGUCAUGUUGAUUCUGGGAGACUCCGGAGCUGGCAAAUCGACUUUCAACAAGCACCUCGAGCAUCGACUUUGGACAGAGUACAAGCGCGGCGGGCCUAUUCCACUCUUCAUCAACCUCCCAGCCCUUCAGAAUCCGCUCAAGGAUCUGAUGGGUGAGCAAUUGAGGGAGCACAACUUUUCGGAGGAGCAGAUCCAGGAACUGAAGCAACAUCGACAGUUCAUUGUCAUCUGCGAUGGAUACGACGAGAGCCAGCUCACUGUCAACAUUCACAACUCCAACAACUUCAACACUUCUGGACAAUGGAAUGUCAAGCUUGUUAUCAGUUGCAGGAGCCAGUACCUUGGCCAAGACUACCGCGACCAGUUCGUGCCCAAUGGAGGUGGCCAUUACAACCGCCCUAGCGUCGAUCUGUUCCAAGAGGCCGUGAUCGCCCCUUUUUCGACAGAGCAGAUCAAGGACUAUGUCGAGCAAUAUGUUCCCCUCGAGCCAAGGUCCUGGCGUGCGGAGGACUACAUGGACAAGCUGACGACCAUUCCAAACCUCAUGGACCUAGUCAAGAAUCCGUUCCUGCUCUCACUCGCGUUGGAGGCACUGCCAGGGGUCGUUGAAGGCAAGCAGGAUCUGUCGACUAUCAUGAUCACCCGUGCUCAGCUUUACGACACAUUUGUGGAGCACUGGAGCAAUGUCAACAAACGACGACUUCAGAGCAACACGUUGUCAAUGGCAGAUCGCAUUGUAUUCGACGAACUUCUGGACAUGGGAUUUGUUUCCAAGAGCAUUGACUAUUCCGCAAGGCUGGCGUUGGCGAUCUUUGAGCAGCAGGAAGGGAACCCGAUUGUCCAGUAUGUUCACGACAAGAACUCUUGGAAAGCGCAGUUCUUUGGACAAGAUGCAGAAGUCCGACUCCUACGAGAUUCGAGCCCUUUGAGCCGCACCGGGAACCUGCACCGCUUCCUUCAUCGGUCCAUGCUUGAGUAUUUUUUCUCGCGUGCUAUCUUUGAUCCAAGCAGUCAUGGCGGCGACGAUGAAUCGACCUUCCAGACGAAUCCUGUCUCGCCUGAUGGUCAGUUGGUCGACACCAACGGCCCUUUGUUCACGAGGGACCUUCUCACUGAGCCCUCUGUCAUCCAGUUCUUGAGUGAUCGCGUGAAGCAGAGUGCCAAGUUCAAACAGUAUUUCUUAGAAGUCGUCGAGUUGUCCAAAUCGAACGCCCAGGCGAGCCAAGCUGCGGCUAAUGCCAUUACGAUCCUGGUCCUAGCCGGUGUGCAAUUUCAUGGAGCUGAUCUUCGAGGCAUUCGCAUUCCAAGAGCGGAUCUUACCGGUGGGCAGUUUGACUCAGCACAACUACAGGAUGCCGACUUGACAGGUGUGAAUCUCUCCAAGGCAUGGAUUCGACAGGCGAAUCUCAGCCGGGCAUGCAUGGGUGGGUCUCGAUUUGGAGAGCUACCGUACUUGGAGGAGUUGGAGAAGGUCUCGUCAUGCGCCUUUUCGCCAGACGGCAAGCUUCUCGCGGCAGGUCUGGAGAAUGGGAAUAUCAGCAUCUAUGACACUGCAACCUGGACAAUGAUUCAAGUGUUUCAAGGGCACGAAGACUGCGUUACAAGUCUGGCUUAUUCACCGAACAGCCAACAGCUUCUUUCCGGCAGCAGGGACAAUACAGCACGGCUUUGGAACAGCUUAACUGGAUCAACCGAUUUCAUUUUGGGACACUCGGGCAUGGUGAUGGCGGUUGCGUUUUCACCAACGGGCCAACAAGUCGCAACGGCCAAUACCGACAAAUCGGUGAGGCUCUGGGACGCUCGGACCGGUGCUUCCGUUUUCAAUUUGACCGACAGCACUGGCAUCGUUUUCAGCAAUGCCUUUUCGUCCAACGGGAACACCAUUGCCUCCGCCGGCUGGGACAAGAUGAUCCGGAUAUUCGACGCACUCACCGGAUUGCUUGUGUCGGAGAUUUCCAACGGCGACGAUAGGAUCAUGUGUCUGACAUAUUCACUUGAUGGCCAACGUAUCGCUACAGGCUCCGUCAGAGGCCGGUUGCAACUGUGGGAGGCAACAGCGACCACCCUGGAGCCCGGAAGGGAAUGGGCGGCACACACGAAUAGAAUUACCAGUAUUGCCUUUUCACCCGACGACCGAUGGAUCGCCUCAUCCAGUGAGGACCGUACAGUGAAGCUGUGGGACUCUCGUUCCGGCUUACUUGUCUCGUCAUUUAUAAACCAUGUGGACAAGGUCAACUGCGUUCGAUUUUCACCAAGUGGCGCGUAUAUCGCCUCAGCAAGUGACGACAAUACUCUGCGGCUGUGGGAGGUGAACUCCUCAAGCCUAGGACUCGACUCUUACGAUUUCCCAGACCCACAGACAUGUGCGACAUACUCUCCGGACGGACGGCAGCUUAUCACUGGCAGUCGACAUGCACCCCUGCGACAAUUCAGCGCGGAUUCGGGAGACAUCGACUUUGUUUUUCCUGAUCACCUGCACAAUACACGUUGCAUUGCAUUCUCCCCGAACGGCCUUCAGACAGCCAUCGGCAUUGGGCAGGAAGUGACUCUAUGGAGCGUUCAAUCCCGCGCAGCCUCCUUUGUUUUUCGUGGACACGAGGGUGGCGUGAAUUCUGUGGUGUUCUCACCUUGCGGUCGCUGGCUUGCUUCAGGCGGUUUUAGCUCGGAGGUGCGCCUUUGGGAUACUCGCUCAGGGGCAGCCGGUCGUGUUCUGAAUGGUCAUAACGGAGGUGUAAAGAGUGUUGCUUUUUCUCCGGAUGGUUGUUGGAUUGCGUCGGCAUGCUAUAAUGGAAAGAUCCGACUCUGGGAGGUCAGCACUGGCGAGCUCAAGGCAAGUAGGGAGAUUGAUACCGUUUGGUACAGUUGGGGUUAUGUCACUUACAAGCCCGGCUGUCUCCAGGUUGCCUCCUGCAACGGAGAUGGAACCAUUCAAUUGUGGGACGACGACCAGCAACUCCAAGGUUUCCAAUAUAUCGUAAAGCAGGACCAAGGGACCUAUAAAUUUGCAUUCUCAUCCUGCGGCCAGUGGGUAGCAACAACCCACCGCGCUAGUGUUCGGCUCUGGAGGCUGCCAUCCCCGGAUCAGGAUCAGGAGGCGCCACCAUUGCAGGAUCAUGAUUGUGUGAUAGUCGUCGAGGGGUUCGCAGGAGAUGUCAGUGACGUUGUUUGGAGACCCAACAGGUUGGAGUUUGCGACGGCAAGCUCUGAAGGAUCGAUUCGCGCCUGGCGGGUGGUGGAUAGUAAUGGGUCAGGAAGAGUGUCUGUUCGUCUGUUGUGGUCUUCUGGACAUGCUGUGCUCGCCGCAUCGGGUGCCGUGCUUAAAGAUACCCUUGGUCUUAGUGUCAUCAGUCGCAAGUUGCUCGAACAACGUGGCGCAGCUGGAUCGUCGUCAGCCAACUAG